Molecule: messenger RNA, 821 nt
Organism: Neomonachus schauinslandi (Hawaiian monk seal)
Lineage: Eukaryota; Metazoa; Chordata; Mammalia; Carnivora; Phocidae
Gene: SMIM29
Product: small integral membrane protein 29
Exons: 5
Coding region: 359-667 (102 amino acids)
Source: RefSeq, a predicted model, not a curated record
GCGGGAGGUAAGGCAUGAUCGGGUUGGAUGGGCUACAGAGCGCCGGUACGGGUCCACGUCUUGGGGUGCCGGGAUUCCAGGAUGCCCGGGCCCUCUGCGCAGCCCCCAGACCUCCCUCCCCCGGCCUGAGCCGCCCAGCGCCGUGGGAACUACCUCCCACUCGCCGAUGCUGCUCCGCAUCCUAGGAGCGGCCCGACACCCGCCCCACCUCGGCAGGUCCCCUCGACCAUGGGACGGUGUGCAUGCGACUGGGCAAGCUCGGUGCUUCCGCGGACACCGGGACAGGGAGCCCAGUGGAGGCGCCCUCCCGAAGCACUACUGCCCAUGCUGACCCCCUGGCCCGGCGGCCGCCGAUGUCAUGAGUAACACCACAGUGCCCAACGCCCCUCAGGCCAACAGCGACUCCAUGGUGGGCUAUGUGCUCGGCCCUUUCUUCCUCAUCACCCUGGUUGGGGUGGUGGUGGCUGUGGUAAUGUAUGUCCAGAAGAAAAAGCGGGCGGACCGGCUUCGCCAUCACCUGCUCCCCAUGUACAGCUACGACCCCGCUGAGGAGCUGCAUGAGGCUGAGCAGGAGCUGCUCUCUGAUGUGGGAGACCCCAAGGUGGUACAUGGCUGGCAGAGUGGCUACCAGCACAAGCGGAUGCCCCUGCUGGAUGUCAAGACCUGACCUGACCCCCUGCCCUGCUCUCCAGAACCAUGGGGUCUUGGGAGUGCCCGGGGCCUGCGGCUUCCUUCCCCACUUGCACUCACCCAGCUCCCCCUGCUGGGAACUGGGUCUCCUCUCCUCCCAUCCAGCCCAGGCAUCUCGCCCCCCCCCCCCC